CUGUGCCCUUGACCCCCAUGGACCCCAUGAGGCGGUCCCCCUCCCCCUGCUCAUCAAGACCCUCCAGCCCCAGGACACCACCCUGCGAGAUGCUUGGCUACGUGGGCAUAGAAGCCGUGCUGGACCAGCUGAAGAUCAAGGCCAUGAAGAUGGGGUUUGAGUUCAACAUCAUGGUGGUGGGGCAGAGCGGGCUGGGCAAGUCCACAAUGGUGCACACCCUCUUCAAGUCCAAGAUGUGGAAGUCCACCGUACCGGGCCUGGGGACGCCCACACCCCAGACGCUGAAGCUGCAGUCGGUGACGCACGUCAUCGAGGAGAAGGGCGUGAAGCUCAAGCUGACAGUGACCGAUACACCUGGCUUCGGAGACCAGAUCAACAACGACAAGUGCUGGGACCCCAUCCUAGGCUACAUCAAUGAACAGUAUGAGCGGUACCUGCAGGAGGAGAUCCUCAUCACCCGCCAGCGCCACAUCCCCGACACCCGGGUGCACUGCUGUGUAUACUUCGUGCCGCCCACCGGGCACUGUCUGCGGCCCCUGGACAUUGAGUUCCUACAGCGGCUAUGCUGGACCGUGAACGUGGUGCCUGUGAUUGCCCGGGCCGACAGCCUGACCAUUGAGGAGCGAGAGACCUUCAGGCGCAGGGUGAUCUGGGCGCCCAGGGUGAUGGGGUCAGUGGGGGCAAGGAGGAGGCAGAGUGCACAGGAUGAGAUGUGGUCACCUGCGUCCCCAGAUCCAGCACAAUCUGAGGACUCACUGCAUCGACGUGUACCCGCAGAAAUGCUUUGAUGAGGACAUCAACGACAGGAUCCUCAAUAGCAAGAUCCGGCGCAGGGCAGGUGGGAAGUUCACAUACUCCUAGCAGGUAUGAAUCUCCAUACA
Messenger RNA from Leptonychotes weddellii (Weddell seal), 881 nucleotides. Lineage: Eukaryota; Metazoa; Chordata; Mammalia; Carnivora; Phocidae. The record is from RefSeq and is a predicted model, not a curated record.